AUGCAGGGAAAUCAUACCAAUAAUCUCUGUAAAUUCUGUAACCGCAUACACGCUGGGGAGUGCAGAAAGGAAGUGGGAUCAUGUUUCAAAUGCAGUAAGGAUGGACACUUCAUUAGAGAAUGUCCAUUGCUUGCGGAGAACAACGGAAGGCCCAAUCCACCUAAAAACUUUAGGCCGAAUAACCAAGGCAACAAUCAGCGGAGGACUGUGCUGGCAUGGGUGUUUGCUUUGACACCGGGAGAAGCUGAGGACAAGAAUGAUGUCAUCACAGGAAUUAUCCUCCUGUUUCUCAAUAAGGCUUCUGUUUUAUUUGACUCGGGGGCUACCCACUCUUUUAUUUCAAUGGAUUAUGUUAAGUUCUGCCCGGUUGAUGCUGAUGAGAUGAAUUACAAUUUGAGGGUCUCAACCCCAGCAGGUGAUAUAGUGACUUGCAACAAGAUUAUACUUAAGUGCCUAAUAACUUUUAGCGAGAGGGUAAUACCAUCUAACCUGACAAUCUUUCCUAUGAUUGGGUUUGAUGUGAUUUUGGGAAUGGAUUGGUUAGCUUCCAGUUAUGCCAGUAUUGACUGCUUUAAAAAAGAAGUGGUGUUCAAAUUUCCAGAGGGAGAGGAAUUUAGAUUUAUGGGUUCCAGAGUGCGUACCCUCCCAUCAGUUAUUUCUGCUUUUCAGGUUGACAAGUUAAUACGUGAUGGGUGUCAGGGGUUCUUAGCUUUCAUGGCGAAUGAACCAAGGGAAGAAUUGGAGUUAGAAGAGAUUCCUAUUGUGAGAGAAUAUCCGGAGGUUUUUCCUGAAUAUUUUUCUAGAUUGCCACCUGAGCGGGAGGUAGACUUUGCUAUUGAGUUAACCCCAGGCACGACACCUCUUUCUAAAGCCCCUUAUCGAAUGGCACCAUCAGAGUUAGCCAAGCUCAAAAAACAGUUGCAAGACUUAUUAGACAAAGGUUUCAUCAGGCCCAGUGUGUCACCUUGGGGAGCUCCAGUUUAG
Messenger RNA from Juglans microcarpa x Juglans regia, 984 nucleotides. RefSeq lists its product as uncharacterized. Gene Ontology annotation, molecular function: nucleic acid binding; zinc ion binding. Bases 1 to 984 code for a protein of 327 amino acids. The transcript has 2 exons. The record is from RefSeq and is a predicted model, not a curated record. Lineage: Eukaryota; Viridiplantae; Streptophyta; Magnoliopsida; Fagales; Juglandaceae.